GCAAUGUAAGAGAUGGGUUUGGUGUGAAGGAUUGGACGUGUAACGGAGAAGUGUGUCACUCGCUAACAAGUUAAACACAGACAGUCUAGUUGCGUUUUUAGUGUCUUCACGAUUGGUGUUGUGUGUGUUUAGUCUUGAGUGAGUUUGUCGCUGACUGCUACGGUCAGUGGCUUUGUCUGGAAAAGGUUCUUAUAUUGAACCGAGAAACUUUCUAAAGGGGUAACAGCGAGUCAGGUUUUUAGGAGGCGUUUGUCAACAUGGCGCAGUGGAACCAGUUACAGCAGCUGGAGACCAGGUAUCUGGAGCAGCUCUACCACUUGUACAGUGACAGCUUCCCCAUGGAGCUACGGCAGUUCCUCGCCCCCUGGAUUGAGAGUCAGGACUGGGCUUAUGCUGCCAAUAAGGAGUCACAUGCCACAUUGGUGUUUCACAACCUCUUGGGAGAAAUUGACCAGCAGUAUAGCCGUUUCCUGCAGGAGAACAAUGUACUCUACCAGCAUAACCUGCGCAGGAUUAAACAGCAUCUCCAGAGCAAGUACUUGGAGAAGCCGAUGGAUAUCGCUCGUAUUGUCGCCCGCUGCUUGUGGGAGGAACAGAGGCUGCUGCAGACGGCCACCUCAGCUGCACAGGAUGGUCAGGCAGCACAUCCCACUGGCACAGUAGUGACGGAGAAACAGCAGAUCCUGGAGCACAACCUUCAAGACAUCAGGAAGCGUGUGCAGGAUAUGGAACAGAAGAUGAAAAUGCUUGAAAACUUGCAAGAUGACUUUGACUUUAACUACAAGACACUGAAAAGCCAAGGAGAGUUGUCCCAGGACCUAAAUGGUAACAGCCAGGCAUCCGCUACUAGACAGAAGAUGGCCCAGCUUGAGCAGAUGCUGAGCGCUCUGGACCAGCUCAGGAGGCAAAUUGUGACAGAGAUGGGAGGAUUACUGACCGCUAUGGAUUACGUUCAGAAAAACCUAACAGAUGAAGAGCUGGCAGACUGGAAGCGGAGACAGCAAAUUGCUUGUAUAGGAGGUCCGCCUAACAUCUGCUUGGACCGCCUCGAAACAUGGAUCACAUCCUUGGCCGAGUCCCAGCUUCAGAUUCGUCAGCAGAUCAAGAAGCUAGAGGAGCUUCAGCAGAAAGUGUCCUACAAAGGAGAUCCAAUCAUCCAGCACCGACCUGCUCUGGAGGAGAAGAUUGUGGAUCUGUUCAGAAAUCUGAUGAAGAGUGCGUUUGUGGUUGAAAGACAGCCGUGUAUGCCCAUGCAUCCAGACAGACCUCUGGUCAUCAAAACAGGAGUGCAGUUCACAAAUAAAGUCAGGUUACUGGUGAAGUUUCCUGAACUGAAUUACCAGCUGAAAAUCAAAGUUUGCAUCGACAAGGAAUCUGGGGAUGUUGCUGCAAUUCGAGGGUCACGAAAGUUUAAUAUCCUCGGCACUAACACAAAAGUUAUGAAUAUGGAGGAAUCCAACAAUGGCAGCCUGUCAGCAGAGUUUAAACACUUGACCCUGAGAGAACAGAGAUGUGGCAACGGUGGCCGAACUAAUAGCGACGCCUCUCUCAUCGUCACAGAGGAGCUUCAUCUCAUCACUUUUGAGACAGAAGUCUAUCAUCAAGGUCUGAAAAUCGAUCUGGAGACCCAUUCCCUGCCAGUGGUCGUCAUUUCCAACAUCUGCCAGAUGCCCAAUGCCUGGGCCUCCAUCCUGUGGUACAACAUGCUCACUAACCACCCAAAGAAUGUGAACUUCUUCACCAAACCUCCAGUGGGGACGUGGGACCAGGUUGCUGAGGUUCUAAGCUGGCAGUUCUCCUCCACCACUAAGAGAGGCCUGACCAUUGAACAGCUCACCACACUAGCUGAGAAACUGCUAGGACCUUGUGUGAACUACUCUGGCUGUCAGAUCACCUGGGCCAAGUUCUGUAAGGAAAACAUGGCUGGAAAAGGCUUCUCCUUCUGGGUGUGGCUGGACAACAUCAUUGACCUGGUUAAGAAGUAUAUCCUGGCACUGUGGAAUGAAGGGUAUAUUAUGGGCUUUAUCAGUAAGGAAAGGGAGAGGGCCAUUCUGAGCCCAAAACCUCCCGGCACUUUCCUACUGCGCUUCAGCGAGAGCAGCAAGGAGGGAGGCAUUACGUUCACAUGGGUUGAGAAAGACAUCAGUGGAAAGACCCAGAUCCAGUCAGUGGAGCCCUACACCAAACAGCAGCUUAACAGCAUGUCAUUCGCUGACAUCAUCAUGGGUUACAAGAUCAUGGAUGCCACCAACAUCCUGGUGUCACCCCUCGUCUACCUCUACCCUGAGAUUCCUAAAGAGGAAGCUUUUGGGAAAUACUGUCGACCUGAGGCAGCUCCUGAACCUGAGAUGGGAGGGGACUCAACGAGCACUAUCCAGCCAUACUUGAAGACAAAGUUCAUCUGUGUUACUCCGUGUCCCUCCGUGUUCAUGGACUUGCCGGACAGUGAGCUGCUUGGGAACGGAUUCCCAGGAACAAACUCUGGAAACACCAGUGACUUGUUCCCCAUGUCUCCCCGCACUCUUGACUCCCUGAUGCAUAACGAAGCAGAAGCAAAUCCAGGUCAUAUGGAUUCACUCACUUUGGACAUGGAUGUAGCAUCACCUCUGUGAACACAUUUGUCCACUUUCUUUCUUUUCCUGAAUAUCUUUUUGGGUUUUAUAUUAUAAUGAAUGAUUUGAUGAUGAUUUCUUUCUGCCUAUCUCCACAUGAUGCGGCAUGUACAGUACAUUUGUCUUUAGUUUCUGUAUAAAAAUGGCUUUUUUUUUUUUUUUUUUUCAGUUUUAAUCUUUUUCCUGUGUGAAAGUGAAGAGUCAUACUGACCUGUUUUGUUUUAAAAAGCAUCCCACUCCUAUGUAAUACUUCAAAAUACAUAAUUAGUAGAGAACCUUGAGGAUCUGGAGACUUAUUUUUUCAGAACAUUGUAUUUUCUUUGUUAUCGACUUUUAAAAUUGUUAGAAAAAAAAAAAAUUAUUGUGCUAUUUCUCGCAUAAAAAUGUACAAACGAUAAUUGUUGUAUAAGCUAAGCCUCUUUGGAAAUGUAUUUGAGCGGUUUUGAUGCAAUUAUUGAUGUUUUUAUAUGUUUUUGUCUCAUUUUAAUCAUUUAAAUCCCUGCCAAAUGUAAUUUAUGUCAUGUUAUGUAAUAAGUAUUGCGUAUUCCACAGUACCCGUGUAGCAUACAACAUUGUUUUUCACCAUUACACAAUAUGCAGUAUAUCUUAUUUGGAGAGCCACUUAAGGAUUUAUAAGACUGUAGAUAUUUAAAAAGAUAGGGACUUUCUGACAUGUCUAUAGCUAUUUUUCCUUUUUUUUUCCAACAGUACUGACAGUAAUUUUGUAAAAUAACAAGUUAGAGUAGUGCACUGUAAACCAUUUUUGGCAUCCUGCUUACAUACUAGAUUUUUUUUAUUAAUCACAUGAGUUGCACUUGCUUUUUAGUUUUCCUAUUUUGUUGCUUCUAACUCUGUGCUUCGAUAAAUGUUAGAACAUCAAUCACUUUCUGAACGAUUUUGAAUUAGUUGUGUCGUAACGUGCGGUGACAGUCGUAACCUUCCGUAGACUUCAGUAAACUGUGUCUGUUUAGUUCUGUUCUGAAUCUACCAUCUACCAUCAAAUUCUUUCCUGUUGAAGAGGUGAUCUGAGAAAUAUACUGUAACCAUUUGUCAUCCGAGGGCAAUAAAAGGCACUAGAGG
Sphaeramia orbicularis (orbiculate cardinalfish) is the source of this 3692-nucleotide messenger RNA. It is a transcript of the gene stat3, whose product is annotated as signal transducer and activator of transcription 3 (acute-phase response factor). The coding region runs from base 258 to 2612 and encodes 784 amino acids. The transcript has 24 exons. Lineage: Eukaryota; Metazoa; Chordata; Actinopteri; Kurtiformes; Apogonidae. Gene Ontology annotation, biological process: regulation of DNA-templated transcription; signal transduction. The record is from RefSeq and is a predicted model, not a curated record. Gene Ontology annotation, molecular function: DNA binding; DNA-binding transcription factor activity.